Heteronotia binoei (common prickly gecko) is the source of this 1847-nucleotide messenger RNA. RefSeq names its product T-box transcription factor 18 (gene TBX18). Lineage: Eukaryota; Metazoa; Chordata; Lepidosauria; Squamata; Gekkonidae. The transcript has 8 exons. The coding region runs from base 23 to 1825 and encodes 600 amino acids. Gene Ontology annotation, cellular component: nucleus. The record is from RefSeq and is a predicted model, not a curated record. Gene Ontology annotation, molecular function: DNA-binding transcription factor activity, RNA polymerase II-specific; RNA polymerase II cis-regulatory region sequence-specific DNA binding. Gene Ontology annotation, biological process: cell fate specification; morphogenesis of embryonic epithelium; regulation of transcription by RNA polymerase II.
CCCAGCCCGCGGGCCUCCGGGCAUGGCCGAGAAAAGGAGAGCGUCGCCUUGCCCCAUGCUGAGCCUCAAGGCGCACGCCUUCUCGGUGGAGGCGCUCAUCGGAGCCGAGAAGCAGCAGAAGCGACGGAAGCUGGCAGGCGCCGAGGGCGAAGAGGCGCCGGCCGAAGAGGGAGGCAGCAGCAGCAGCUGCGACAAAGGCGCCGGCGAAGGCGCGGACAGCGAAGAAAGCGCAGCUUUGCAGUCCGGCGCUGGGGCUGGUUCGGCAGACGGCGAGCGGAGCUGCAGCGCCCGGGCACUGCCGACCGGCGGCUGCGAAGAGAGUUUCUUGAGGACCGCGUCACCGUCGUUGUCACCCGGAGGGCCUGCCAAGGCCGCGGGUUCGAGGCCCGCUUCGCCUCUGCUUACCCCGCAGGUACCUCGGGUGGACCUGCAGGGCGCGGAGCUCUGGAAGCGCUUCCACGAGAUCGGCACCGAGAUGAUCAUUACCAAGGCGGGAAGACGGAUGUUUCCUGCAAUGAGAGUGAAAAUUUCAGGUCUAGAUCCACAUCAACAAUAUUAUAUUGCUAUGGACAUUGUCCCAGUGGAUAACAAAAGAUACAGGUAUGUUUAUCACAGCUCCAAAUGGAUGGUGGCUGGUAAUGCUGACUCACCCGUGCCUCCUCGUGUAUACAUUCACCCAGAUUCACCUGCCUCAGGAGAGACUUGGAUGAGGCAAGUCAUCAGCUUUGACAAACUGAAACUUACAAACAAUGAAUUGGAUGACCAGGGCCAUAUUAUCCUCCAUUCUAUGCACAAGUACCAGCCACGUGUCCAUGUUAUUCGAAAAGACUGUGGCGAUGAUCUUUCCCCAGUCAAACCCAUUCCGUCUGGGGAGGGGGUAAAGGCAUUUUCUUUUCCUGAGACAGUUUUCACAACUGUUACAGCAUACCAGAACCAACAGAUCACUCGACUCAAGAUUGAUAGGAAUCCUUUUGCCAAAGGAUUUAGAGACUCUGGACGUAACAGGAUGGGAUUGGAAGCUUUAGUGGAGUCUUAUGCAUUCUGGAGACCCUCACUGAGGACCCUUACAUUUGAAGAUAUACCUGGAAUUGCUAAACAAGGAAAUACUGGCUCAUCCUCUUUGCUUCAGGGAACUGGCAAUGGAGUGCCAACCACUCAUCCCCAUCUACUUCCUGGGUCUCCUUGCUCUUCUCCAGCAUUCCAUCUUGGUCCCAACACUAGCCAGCUCUGCAGCCUCACUCCAGCUGACUACACAGCUUGUGCUCGUUCGGGGCUAGCUCUUAACAGAUACAGCACUUCCUUGGCUGAAACCUACAACAGGCUUACCAAUCAAACCACUGAGACCUUUGCGACCCCAAGAACUCCCUCUUAUGUCGGUGUUUCUAGUAGUUCAACUGUGAACAUGUCUGUGACCGGUAGUGACAGCGAUGGCUUUAGCUGUCCACAGACAGGCUUGUCAAUGCAGAUUUCAGGAAUGUCUCCACAGCUUCAGUAUAUUAUGCCUUCCCCAUCAGGCAACACCUUUGCCACAAAUCAAGCUCACCAGAGCUCCUACAACACUUUCAGACUGCACAGCCCGUGUGCUCUCUAUGGAUACAACUUCUCCACAUCCCCUAAACUGGCUGCCAGUCCUGAGAAAAUUGUUUCUUCCCAAGGAAGUUUCUUAGGGUCGUCGCCAAGUGGAACCAUGACUGAUCGGCAGAUGUUGCCCCCUGUGGAAGGAGUGCACUUACUUAGCAGUGGGGGGCAGCAGAAUUUCUUUGACUCGAGGACCCUUGGAAGCUUAACACUGUCAUCAUCUCAAGUUUCUGCACACAUGGUUUGAUAAAGCUUUUAAAAAAUAAAAA